Molecule: messenger RNA, 2957 nt
Organism: Vollenhovia emeryi
Lineage: Eukaryota; Metazoa; Arthropoda; Insecta; Hymenoptera; Formicidae
Product: protein FAM114A2
Exons: 4
Coding region: 115-2346 (743 amino acids)
Source: RefSeq, a predicted model, not a curated record
AACGUGCCUGCCCGAUGACUCCCGCCGUCCACGUGACCGCCCAGCGACGUAUAAACACACGCACACGCGUAUUGCGCGCGUGUGCGUGCCACGGAAUGCGGAGAUGUGGAACAUAUGUUGACGCGAUCUCGCGGCCCCUCUCGCCUCGCUGAAAAAGGUCAGGCUGCCCUCGGCGAUUUGGAUUCGACGCGGCACCUCCGGUGGUACCUGGGGCUCUCGCGUACCGAGAUCGUGCGCGCGUACGGGAUCGCUCGUCUUUUUCCAGGGACCGCGGGCCGUCAGGGCGAGGGAGGGAUGGCGACGUCCGAGAGCGACGCCGACUUCGAGAGCGCCGACGAGGAGCUGGGCCGCGGCGCCCCCGUCAAGAGGAGCACCCGGGUGACGGCCUGCCGCACGACGGUGGACUCCGAGUCGGACGACGACACCGAGUGCGUCCAACAACGUGCGCCCCGCGACUGGCAGGAGAGACCCGAGACGCUCUGCACGACGUCCGAUGCGCCGACGGGUCGGGCGACCUCGAUCGGCGAUAAGGGCGAUAAGGCAGGCGGUGUCAAAGUUGAAAGUGGCGUACGUAUCGCCGAGUCAGUUGCAGACAGGACCGCUGACAGACGGGAGACCGCGUCCCCCGUCGAGUCGGAAGAAUCCUUGUCGGCCAAAGGUAGAGACGCUGAAGCUGCGGUGGAGAGUAGUAAGGUUGCGCCAGAUGCCAUGUCGAGAGCCGCGAAGACCGCGUCGGGGGACGAGAAAAUGCCCCAGGCGAAGCCACGACGUGACGCGUCCCGUCAGUUGGGCGCGAGAAAGCUGGGAACCAGACUCGCAGAGGACAAUGUUGAUGAACGUCGUGCCGCAGGUGCAGCCGCGGAACGGGAGGAUAAGCGUUCAAGCGAGAAGCCCUCGCCGUCCGCGUGCAAAGAUACAGAGUGCAGGUCGGACGAGAGGUCAAAGACUCAAGUAGCAGGUAAUCAAACUAGACCGUCGUGCGAUUUGUCGGAGGUGGACAUGCCGGAAGAAUUGAAGUCGAAUAAAAGAUUUAAAGAAGUUUUUCAGCCUGAAGGUUGGGAAGGACUUGGGGAUGACGUCGAGUUGCCUGACGAAUUGACGGACGAGAAAUUACAGCCUGUGUUACAGAGGCUCCCCUCGGCGAACAAGGAGGAGCGCAAGGGCGAGGAUACUCUGGGUGGCUGGGGCAGCUGGGGUAACUGGGGCGUAACUUCGUUAAUCAGUACGGCGACUGCGAGUGUAUCUACUCUGACUAGUCAUGUGUCGCAAGGGCUUACACUUUUGGAAGGUACGAUGGCAGCGCAAGACCCCGCGGAACUGGAAAAGAUAAAGCGAGACGUGAUCACCGAUGAUGCACAGCCAGAGAUCCAGGAACAGGAGAGUCGGCCGUACAGUUCGUUCGGGCUCGGGAAUUUGAUGUCCGGGGUGUCCUCGAUCACGAAACUGGUCGAAUCCACUGGCAGCAAAGUUAUGACCGGCGGCUUGGAUACGCUGGAGGCCAUCGGGAAGAAAACGAUGGAGGUGUUGCAGGACGGGGAUCCCGGAUUAAAGAAGAAAAGAGCCUUCUUCAUGAACGAGUCCGAGCGACCGAACUUGUCGCAAAUCCUCAGAGAAGCGAAGAAGAAGGCCGAAACCGAGGAGAAGACGAUUGAGGAACGCGAAUUGGCGCGGAAAGUGCAUUUCGAGAGCCUGUUCGACGAUUAUCAGGGGCUCGUCCACUUGGAGGCUCUCGAAAUGUUAUCAAAACAGUGCAACAUGAAAAUUCAACACUACCUAACCGAGCUAGAUACGAACGAUUUAACCUCCGUGCAAGAAACAUUGGAAGAGAUCAAGGAACUUUGUUGUUUUAGUGAUGAAGAUGUCGAAGAUAGUGCUAAUAAAGAUUUGAAAAGUAGAUUAGAGAACGCUUGCCACGAGCUUGGUGUUGAAAUUACCUACGAAAAGCUAUAUAGCGUUUGGGCAGAAACGGAAAGUUAUCUCAAGUCGUCCUCAACGCGCACGGCCCAGGACAUCUUUCAGAACGCCAUGUCGACGCUGGCGCAGUUUACAGCGUUCUCCGUAGAGAGAUUUCAUAAGACGGCAGAAUUGCUGUUGAUCAAGGAACGUCGCAGUACAGUGAACGAAGCAGACUCUUUGGUGCAGCUUAUCAACAUUCUGUCCGAUCAGAUUAGAUUAUUGGCCAUUUCAUUCUGCGAUACGUUACAUCGGUUUGCCGAGAAUGCGGAAAAGUCGGAUGACAUCAAUGCGAAUAUAACAACAAUUUUCUUAGAAGCUGCCAGCGCAGACUCGUAUAUUCAAGAAGCCUUUAAGCUCUUCACUCCGAUUCUGCAAGUCGGCGCAAUCUAACGAGUAAUUAUAAAAUAUAUUAAAAAGGAUCAUUUUUUUAUACUUUAUAUAUUUAACAAUAUUGUCUAGAUUAAAUACCAUUUUCGAUGUAGGCAUAGAGCACAAUGUUAUACUAUUUCCCUGUUUCAUAAAUACAUUUCUCAUGCUAUCCUUAAAGUAUCUAUGUUCGAAGAAGGGGCCAACUUAAUUCUGCUAAUUCAAUAUAUUACCAUUUAACUCUGUGUAUUUUUGCGGUUAUCGGUCUUUGUAUUAUUCCACAUCAAACGCGAGGUAAUUGCAGAUAUGUGUAUACGACAAUAUCUACCCAGUGAGAAAUAAUUCGUCGAUCGAUGUCAAUUUGACGAUUUCUCGAUUCUUCGACAUCGUUUCGACAUUCGUCGACGAGUCAUUUUUUUCUCGCUGGGCACAUGUAUAUACUGGAAUCCAUCGGAUAGGUUUUAGUAGAAAAUUGUCUUUAUGUACCUGUGCACCAAUAAUGCACAUAUUGUUACAAAAUAAUUAAAUUUUAGGUAUUUAAUAAUAUAAAAGUUUGACUGCUGUGUAAGAUAUGAAGAUAUCUGUAACAUAAGGUACAAAGUCCAAUAAAGAUUACGCUAUGUAUAUAUCGACAA